UCGAUCCUACCCAUAAAUUAGAGGGUCAAACUGAAUGCAUCACUCGUCCUCUCCUCUCGAUUGCAUGCCAACAUGAGAGAAGCAAUUCAAUUCAUGGCUUUCAUUCCUCUUUCUGCUCGUUAAGCCCAAAAAGUAAUUAGUCAUAAUCUCAGCUUCACCAUCAUCAACCACUCUCGAAGCCCAGAAAGCACACACAAGGAGUUCUUCUGUGGCUUCUGUUCCAACUUUAAUUGACGUCGCACACCCGAAGCUAACGAACGAAGUGGACUCCUUGACCAGUGAUUGAUUUGGAUAAUGUCUGAAUCAAGUUUCGAUCUCUUUUGAGGAAGCAGGUAUUUGGAGAGGAGAUUGUAAAGAUGUCAAGACCGAUGUUGCUUGUUUUCUUGUUGCUCGUAUUGAUAAUCACCUCACAAUUUGAGUGGAAGCAACAACUUGUGAGUGAUAUUGAUGCUACUCCAAGUGUAUCUCCAAAGCAACAACAAAUUUCCAAGAGGGAAGAAGUUAAAGAGAAGAUAAUCUUAUCGCAAGAAAAGAACAUUCAGAGACUCAAUGAGCUUGUCCGGAGUCUUAAGGAACAAUUGCUACAAUGUCGGAGUACUAAUGAGACUAUGAAUGGAUCUAUGAAUUCUUUGAGUGAAAAUGUUAUCGAGCUUGAGCGACAGCAAAUUCUGGAAGAUUAGAAGGGACUUUGAAAUUCCCUUUUAUCAUUCGGUAUGGUAUACUACGACACCAAUUUCUUUGCCAGGGCUUUUCUUUGCAGCUUUUGUGUGUUAACUUUAGCAUCAUUUCCAAUUAACCGAAACUUCUCAAAAGUGUCACAAGGUCCAGCAUUCCCCUUUGAUGUCGAUGUCGAUGUCGAUGUCGGUGCAUACAGCAGCGUCUGCUGAUCAAUGCUUCGUUUGGUCUGUCUGAUUCAGAACCUUGGUACAAUUGCAAGGUGAUCUUUCUGGAAAAUUGAAGUCUUGAGAAUUUGACUUGCUAGAAAGAAACUUUAGAUGAUCUAGGAGAAUAUAUUAUCUCAAAGUGAUUGGUAUCAAUGUCAUUUUAAUUCCAAUUAUAUGACAGCACUUUCGCAUUGUUGUGGGUUUAAAGAAGCAGUUGUUUGGAUUGUGAAACGGAAGCCUCUGUGGAGCUGUGUUUGUAAUGAUAUAUGGUAAUUAAUUACAGGAGUUGAAGAA
Diospyros lotus (date-plum) is the source of this 1178-nucleotide messenger RNA. RefSeq lists its product as uncharacterized. The transcript has 3 exons. Bases 357 to 680 code for a protein of 107 amino acids. Lineage: Eukaryota; Viridiplantae; Streptophyta; Magnoliopsida; Ericales; Ebenaceae. The record is from RefSeq and is a predicted model, not a curated record.